Glossina fuscipes is the source of this 1424-nucleotide messenger RNA. Its product is annotated as septin-2-like. Gene Ontology annotation, cellular component: septin complex; septin ring; microtubule cytoskeleton. The record is from RefSeq and is a predicted model, not a curated record. The transcript has a single exon. NCBI's taxonomy places the organism in Eukaryota, Metazoa, Arthropoda, Insecta, Diptera, Glossinidae. Gene Ontology annotation, molecular function: GTPase activity; GTP binding; molecular adaptor activity. Gene Ontology annotation, biological process: cytoskeleton-dependent cytokinesis. Bases 71 to 1333 code for a protein of 420 amino acids.
UUUUUGAUUUUAUAUUUUUUUUUACCUUAGUCAUAUCCAAAAAGCGACGAAAAAAAAGAAAUAAAAUACAAUGUGCUCAUCAGCAAUUCUGCCGAAGCCGCCUUUAGACACUAUACGUAGCCUUAGUCCUAGUGGUCAUGUGGGAUUUGACUCUUUGCCGAAUCAGUUAGUUAACGGAAGCCUCCAAAAUGGUUUCGUUUUCAAUGUGAUGUGCAUUGGCGAGACAGGUUUAGGAAAAUCUACCUUAAUGAACACCUUAUUCAAUACCAGCUUUGAAUCAACGCCUUGUGAGCACACAUUGCACACUGUUAAAUUGAAGGCCCACAUGUAUGAAUUGCAAGAGAACAAUGUUAAAUUAAAACUAACCAUUUGCGAUACUUUGGGCUAUGGCGAUCAAAUUAAUAAAGCGGACUCCUUCAAGGCAGUGAUAGAUUAUAUUGACGUGCAAUUCGAGAGCUAUUUACAAGAGGAAUUAAAAAUUAAUCGUUCCUUAAAGGAUUUCCAUGACAGUCGCAUACACGCCUGUUUAUACUUUAUUUGUCCUACUGGUCAUGGAUUAAAGACAUUAGAUUUGUUAUGCAUGAAGGAAUUAGAUAGAAGAGUUAAUAUAAUACCCAUUAUAGCCAAAGCAGAUGCUAUAACGAAGAGCGACUUACAGCGUUUUAAGGCAUCCAUUAUGGAAGAGUUGAAUAAAAAUAAGGUUAACAUUUACGAAUAUCCAACGAAUGACGACGGCCAGACGGAUGUUAAUCAAAAUAUGAACAAUCAUGUACCUUUUGCAGUCGUGGGUAGCAAUGAAUUUGUUAACGUUGGCAAUAAGCAAAUGCGUGCUCGUCAAUAUCCUUGGGGAAUAGUGCAAAUUGAGAAUGAAAGUCAUUGUGACUUUGUGAAAUUACGGGAAAUGUUAAUACGUACAAAUAUGGAAGAUAUGAGAGAACAAACGCAUACCAUACAUUACGAGCUUUAUCGUCGGAAACGUUUAGGAGAAAUGGGGUUCGGGGACGUUGAAAUGAAAACUAAAGCGGUAUCUUUUCAACAAGCUUUUGAAGUGAAAAGAUCUAUACAUCUUUCUGAGUUACAGGCAAAGAAAGAAGAGGUUCUUCAAAGGCUUGAGCAGCGCCGCAUUACAAAAGAUAAUCAGCUGAAAGAAAUGCAGCUGGAAUUACAGGCAAAAUCUGAACAACUAAACAAGGAACAUGAAGACGACAAACGUAAGCUGGAGGAAGCUCGAAUUAAAUAUGAAGAAGAGUUUAUAGAUUUUAGCAACCGCAAGAUUCAAUUCAAUAGUGCCUGCCAAACCAUGACUAUGGGCAAGAGAGGCCAUAAAAAGUGACGUAUCCGAAUUAGUUAUACUACUUUAACUCGUACAUUUUCUACAGUUGUUUUUAUAGAAACAAAUAAUUAAUGAUUUUUAUUGAAUAAAC